This is a messenger RNA of Metopolophium dirhodum (rose-grain aphid), 783 nucleotides long. RefSeq lists its product as uncharacterized. The record is from RefSeq and is a predicted model, not a curated record. Bases 1 to 783 code for a protein of 260 amino acids. The transcript has 2 exons. NCBI's taxonomy places the organism in Eukaryota, Metazoa, Arthropoda, Insecta, Hemiptera, Aphididae.
AUGAUACUGUUUGUUGGUAAUAUAAUGGCUGGGGAACGUGAUGCUCGUGCGAAGGAGCGUGCAACCCUACGUAGGGACCAAGCCAUCGCUCGGAUUCGUCAGAUACAUGUAUUGGCUACAAGCUCAGCCACCGAUGAAGCUAGUCGAGCUCAAUUAGCUGUGGCUAUUGUUGACAUUGAUAGUUUGUGGGCCAACUUUAUUGUUGAGAAUAACAACCUUCUAGAAAUACUUUCCGAAUUGGAUUUGUUGGGGGAGUUUUCUGUGAAUGUAGAAAUUGAGACCCGUGCUUUGGUGGUAGAAGCUAAGGCCUUGUAUAAGGCAUCUCAACCAACUUCCGCCUUUAGCGUCGGUACGGUUCAACAAGUAUCGUACGAGGGUAUAGUUGACCAAGCAAGUUCUUCUGCUGAGGGGUCAUCUAAGGACUGCUCAGCUCCCUACACACCGAUGGCUGUGACACCUAUGAGGUUGCCUGAAAUCCCUCUACCGACUUUUGAUGGUGAAUGUCAGAAUUGGCCAGCCUUUAGGGACAUGUUCGGCAACAUGGUGGCCAACAACGAUAAGAUUCCAAAUGUUACCAAGUUCUAUUAUCUGGUAGGAUGUUUACAUUCUGAUCCGCAGGAAGUCAUAAAGGGAUUUUCGAUAUCGAAUGAGUCUUUUACUCUGGCUUGGGAUGCGUUGAUCGAACGUUACGAUAAACCACGCUCUGCUACCAAAAUGUUGACCCGACGAUCCUUAAAAUCGGAUAUCGCCUGGUACAAGGUCCUCAGGGUUGUUGUGGAGUAG